Molecule: messenger RNA, 1194 nt
Organism: Elgaria multicarinata webbii
Lineage: Eukaryota; Metazoa; Chordata; Lepidosauria; Squamata; Anguidae
Product: brain-specific serine protease 4-like
Exons: 7
Coding region: 1-1194 (397 amino acids)
Biological process (GO): proteolysis
Molecular function (GO): serine-type endopeptidase activity
Source: RefSeq, a predicted model, not a curated record
AUGGCUACUACAACUGACUUUGAUCCAAGGUGUAAUAAUACUUCUGAUUAUAAAGUCCUGCUGGGUGCCUAUCAGCUCUCAAACUUCUCAGAUAGUGUGAUACGUUCUGAUGUGGAGCAGAUUGAAAUCCAUCCUGACUACUAUCCUUUAACCUCUGCGGAUAUUGCUUUGGUUAAACUGAAGGCUCCUGUGGAAUUCACUGACUACAUCCACCCCAUCAGCCUGCUACACUCUUUGGAAGAAGUCCCCAUGGAUGCAGACUGCUGGGUCACUGGAUGGGGAGACAUUAAAUAUAAUGUGAGUUUGCCAGAUCCCCAAACCCUCCAGGAACUGAAGGUACCACUCAUAAACCGGUCAGCCUGCAACGAUCUCUAUACCAUAGAUCUUGUCAUGCCUGGAAUGCUGUGCGCUGGUUAUGCAGAAGGAGGGAAGAAUGCCGCCGAGGGGGACUCCGGUGGACCCUUGGUUUGCAAACGCGAAGGAGGUUGGACUCAAGUUGGGGUUGUGAGUUUUGGAACAAGGAAUGCUGAGCCCAAACGCCCUGGUGUCUAUACUUCAGUACCUGCCUAUUUCAAGUGUAAUAAUACUUCUGAUUAUAAAGUCCUGCUGGGCGCCUAUCAGCUCUCAAAGCCCUCAGAUAGUGUGAUACGUUCUGAUGUGGAGCAGAUUGAAAUCCAUCCUGACUACGACUACUAUCCUUUAAUCUCUGCGGAUAUUGCUUUGGUUAAACUGAAGGCUCCUGUGGAAUUCACUGACUACAUCCACCCCAUCAGCCUGCUACACUCUUUGGAAGAAGUCCCUAUGGAUGCAGACUGCUGGGUCACUGGAUGGGGAAACAUUAAAGUUGGAGUGAAUUUGCCAGAUCCCCAAACCCUCCAGGAACUGAAGGUACCACUCAUAAACCGGUCAGCCUGCAACGAUCUCUAUAACAGUGCCCCCGUUGAUAGCAAUCCCAUGGAUCCUGUCACGCCUGGAAUGUUGUGCGCUGGUUAUCCAGAAGGAGGGAAGGAUUCCUGCUCGGGGGACUCCGGUGGACCCUUGGUUUGCAAACGUGAAGGAGGUUGGACUCAAGUUGGGGUUGUGAGCUGGGGAGAUGGGUGUGCUGAGCCCAAACACCCUGGUGUCUACACUUCAGUACCUGCCUAUUUCAAGUGGAUUCAAGCAACGACUGGUGCCCUGCAAACAGCUCCAUGA